CCAGAGUGUUGCCAAGGCCAAAUACGAAUUUUUAUUUGGCAGACCUGAAGAGAAAACUCCAGAUACUACUAGUGAUCAUGGAGGAAGCACUUUACUCCCACCAAAUGUCACAAAUGAAUUUCCAGAAUAUGGGACCAUGGAGGAAGGCGGAGAAGGCCUAAGAACUUCUCUGGAGUUUGAUGCAGAGCCCCUGCCAUGCCGCCCACAAGGGCAGCACGGCGUCCAGCUUCCUGGUGGCUGCCACCCUGGGCUCGACAGUGUUACUGAAGGACCAAAAGAUGUUAGAGAGGCCCCCUCUCAAAGUCACCUCAAGGAACAAAGUUUACAACCCAUUGACUCUUUGAUUUCAGCUCUGAAAGCCACAGAGGCCAGAAUAGCUUCAGGAACGUUACAGGCUACAAAGGUACUGGACAAAGAUGGUGUUUCUAGCCUUUCAGUUCAGCAGGUGGGAAAAGAGCUGGACGCUGCCAGUUACAAAACACAGAGAGCCAACAAACGACUCCCUGCUGGCCAAGAAAAGUCACCAGAUAUACCUCUUUCAGCUGAAGUAACGACUGAGGAAGAUUUCUAUUUGAGCAUCCAGAAGGAUCUGACUGCACUGUUAACUGGAGACACUCAGGCCGAGCUUUCCCAGAUAACUAAGGAUGGGAGAGAAGGGGCUGUCUGUGUGCAGGAGCUGGGGGGCCCAGCAACGACCCACAACUCCGCGGGCAGUGUUGGUUUCUUGAAGGAGCAGAGAUCUGCUCUCGGCAGAGUGCACCCAGAGAGAUGUGAUCGAGGCGGCUCCCUGGGACGCCCAGGCCGGAUCAAACAUGUGGAAUUUCAAGGGGUGGAGAUACUGUGGACAGGAGGAGAUAAGAGAGAGACCCAGCAUCCUGUACAGUUUGAGACAGGACACGUGGAAAGGACAGCCUGUCCUGAAAGCAAAGAGUUUCCCAAAGUGCCAAGCCAUCUCAUCUCAUCUGCUGGUUUGUGUAAUUCAACUAGUUUAACCGAGCGUGUUAGGGAUGAAACCUGGAGAGCUCCUUCAGAGAGGCCCGGCACUAGCUCAGGGACAUUUUCCCCUGUGCAUCUUGAUGAGACUGGAGAGGAUGAGGUCUUCCUGAAGGAAAACAGACAUCUUGAGAAGAAACUGGAACCAGCGAGAAACAAGGAAAGGAUCGUUGAGCAAGAGGAGCACCUUAGGGGAGAAGAUGAAGAUACCCUCGGGCCCGGGUACACGGAGGACUCCACUGAUGUGUACAGCUCCCAGUUUGAAACCAUUCUGGACAACACUUCUUUGUACUACAGUGCAGAGUCGUUGGAGACAUUGUACUCGGAGCCUGACAGCUACUUUAGCUUCGAAAUGCCCCUCACUCCAAUGAUUCAACAGCGCAUUAAAGAAGGCGGUCAGUUCUUGGAGAGGCCACCGGGGGGAGGACAUCAGGACGUCCUGAGUGUCUCAGCAGAUGGCGGAAUAGUGAUGGGAUAUUCCAGCGGGGCCACCAACGGGCUGAACCAUCCCAGCGACUCCAUCUACACGAGAGGCACCCCGGAGAUUGCCUUCUGGGGAAGCAAUGCUGGGGUGAAAACAGCUCGGCUGGAGGCUCAUUCUGAAAUGGGGAGCACUGAAAUUGUGGAAAAGGAGACCUCAGAAAAUCUCAGUAAUGGUACCAGCAGCAACGUGGAAGCAGCCAAAAGGUUGGCCAAACGCCUUUAUCAACUGGACAGAUUCAAAAGAUCGGAUGUUGCAAAACACCUAGGCAAGAACAAUGAAUUUAGCAAACUAGUUGCAGAAGAAUAUCUGAAGUUUUUUGAUUUUACAGGAAUGACAUUGGAUCAGUCUCUCAGGUAUUUCUUUAAAGCAUUUUCUCUUGUGGGAGAAACUCAAGAACGAGAGAGAGUUUUAAUACACUUCUCCAAUAGAUAUUUUCAUUGCAACCCAGAUACCAUUGCUUCACAAGAUGAAGUCCAUUGCCUUACCUGUGCAAUAAUGCUCCUUAACACCGAUCUACACGGCCAUAAUAUUGGAAAGAAGAUGACCUGCCAAGAGUUCAUUGCAAAUCUCCAAGGGGUAAAUGGGGGUGUUACAUUCUCCAAGGAUCUGCUGAAAGCUCUGUACAACUCAAUCAAGAACGAGAAGCUUGAGUGGGCAGUAGAUGAUGAAGAGAAAAAAAAAUCUCCCUCAGAAGGUACUGACGAGAAGGCUAAUGGAACACAUCCCAAGACCGUCAGUCGAAUUGGGAGUACAACCAACCCUUUUUUGGACAUUCCUCACGACCCAAAUGCUGCUGUGUACAAAAGUGGAUUCUUGGCUCGGAAAAUCCAUGCAGACAUGGAUGGCAAGAAGACUCCAAGAGGAAAGCGAGGAUGGAAAACCUUUUAUGCUGUACUGAAGGGAACAGUUCUAUACUUGCAAAAGGUAAAAGCAAAAUAAAUAAAAAAUAAAACUCAAAGCUUUAUGAAAUGAUA
Messenger RNA from Lemur catta (Ring-tailed lemur), 2451 nucleotides. It is a transcript of the gene PSD3, whose product is annotated as pleckstrin and Sec7 domain containing 3. The transcript is spliced from 11 exons. Lineage: Eukaryota; Metazoa; Chordata; Mammalia; Primates; Lemuridae. Gene Ontology annotation, biological process: regulation of ARF protein signal transduction. Gene Ontology annotation, molecular function: phospholipid binding; protein binding; guanyl-nucleotide exchange factor activity. The coding region runs from base 137 to 2416 and encodes 759 amino acids. The record is from RefSeq and is a predicted model, not a curated record.